UGAGGCUCACGGCGUUUAUGACGGGCUUAUGAGAGAUGGAACAGACUCUGUGCGCUGAAAUAUCAACGCUUUGGCAUUUAUCACGAGGAUUCUCGACAAAAAAAGCACUGAAACCGAAAAUGAGCAACAUCUCUUAACUGGACCAGACAAUGGAAGUAGCUUCAUGCAGCAGUAACAAUUCACCCCUGGGAAACAAGUACGUACUAAAUAAGACUACCUGCAGAAGCACAUCAGUCAGAGGUAGCUAAAACUAACGUGUGGCUUGAAAGUGACACAUUUUCAAUUGGAAUGCGUGUCGAAGAACCGCGAAGGAACAGAGCAGACGCGUAUGUAUGUUUUCCUAUGACUUCGGUGGCGUUCCGACGUUGUGAGGAAAUCGAGUAUAGUUUAAUUUGUUUCAAAUCGCACUCACGUAUCACCAGAUGUGUUUGCGAUGGAGCGUGUUUGAUUAUUAUUGGUGACUACACAUGUAAAGCUGCUAUGGAUCGUCCGGAAUGAACACCUGAAAUUUAUUCGCGUUAUUUUUUCGCAGCGCUGUUUCCACCUGAAAUUCCGCAACCCGCGCGAGUCUCCGUCCGCGGUCCUGAAACAAACAAGAGCUCUGCUUCACGCUGAACAGCCACAGUCGGGGAAAAUGAUCUGCUCGUCUGUAUGAGAUUGUAAUUUUUUUUAUUUUGUUGGCCUUUUUGGGAAUCUCAGACAAGCAAAGGACGAAUUGUUCACCUCAGAAGUGAGAGAAGAAGGAAUUUUUGCACUGAGCUGUAGCUUACUACAUCUACUCAUCUCUAACCUGACACAAUGUUCGCACUCGGGAUUUAUUUGUGGGAAACUAUCGUGUUUUUCAGCUUGGCAGCAUCACAACAAGCAGCGGCUCGGAAAGCUGCCACCCCCAUGCCCCCGUCAGAAUUCCUGGACAAGCUUAUGGGAAAAGUGUCUGGUUACGAUGCAAGAAUAAGACCUAAUUUUAAAGACCCACAAGGCUCCAAAUCGGAUGGUACUCACAAGAAAGGUCCACCUGUGAACGUAACAUGCAACAUUUUUAUCAACAGUUUUGGAUCCAUUGCUGAAACAACAAUGGAUUACAGAGUGAACAUUUUCCUGAGACAGCAGUGGAAUGACCCUCGGCUGGCUUACAGCGAAUACCCCGAUGACUCCCUUGACCUUGAUCCCUCCAUGUUGGACUCCAUUUGGAAACCCGAUCUGUUCUUUGCCAAUGAAAAGGGAGCCAAUUUUCAUGAGGUUACCACUGACAACAAGCUUCUAAGGAUCUCAAAAAAUGGGAAUGUCUUGUACAGUAUAAGAAUUACACUAAUUUUGGCCUGUCCCAUGGACCUGAAGAAUUUCCCUAUGGAUGUGCAGACCUGUAUAAUGCAGCUGGAGAGCUUUGGCUACACGAUGAAUGAUCUUAUUUUUGAGUGGGAUGAAAAAGGAGCUGUGCAGGUAGCAGACGGUCUGACAUUACCUCAGUUUAUACUAAAGGAAGAAAAAGAUUUGCGCUACUGCACCAAGCACUAUAACACAGGAAAGUUCACCUGUAUAGAGGCCCGUUUCCACCUGGAAAGACAGAUGGGCUAUUAUCUGAUCCAGAUGUACAUCCCCAGUCUCCUGAUCGUCAUUUUGUCUUGGGUGUCCUUCUGGAUCAACAUGGACGCUGCCCCUGCUCGUGUCGGCUUGGGCAUCACUACUGUGCUGACCAUGACCACCCAGAGCUCAGGAUCAAGAGCCUCUCUUCCGAAGGUCUCCUAUGUGAAAGCCAUUGACAUUUGGAUGGCUGUGUGCCUACUCUUUGUCUUCUCUGCCCUGCUGGAGUAUGCUGCUGUCAACUUCAUCGCACGCCAACACAAGGAACUGCUGCGCUUCCAAAGGAGGAGAAGACAUCUUAAGGAGGAUGAAGCAGGAGAUGGCCGUUUCAGCUUUGCCGCAUAUGGCAUGGGUCCGGCGUGCCUGCAGGCCAAAGACGGCAUGGCCAUCAAGGGAAACAACAACAACGCACCCACCUCCACUAACCCCCCUGAGAAAACCGUGGAGGAAAUGCGCAAACUCUUCAUCGGCCGCGCCAAACGGAUCGACACAGUGUCGCGUGUGGCCUUUCCGCUGGUCUUCCUCAUUUUUAACAUUUUCUACUGGAUCACUUACAAGAUCAUUCGCAUCGAAGAUGUUCACAAGCAGUAAAGAGAUGAAAAGGGGAGUCAUUUCUAAGUAUAACUACUUCCAUGCCCCUCCCCAUAACUUCCUGCGCCAGCCUCUCUCUUUCAGUGCAGUGCUCACUUGCUUUUGGUGAUGAUGAGCCCAUGGCAGAGGUAUUUAUUCUUCUUUUUUAUUUUUGUCUCAUUCUCUUCUCUCUUGUCCUUCUGAAUAAUCCGGACCUGUGCAAUAGCAAUGCAGUAAAAUGCAUGAUAUAUGAAUGUGGCAAUAUAUUUACAAAAAAAAAAAAAAAAUGACUUAAGUAAAUAUUAAACUUUUACAAAACAUGUCUAAGAACUUCUAAACUGAUGACUGGGAAUCCAAGAGGAGAUGCUUUUGUAAAACUCUUUUUCGCAACUUAAAGACAUACUGCAUUGCGAGAAUAUGAAGAAACAUUAUCGCUGUGUAAUAUAUAAUAUAUUUAAAUUAUAAUACUUCCAUGAGAAAGUCUUUAAAAAGCAUUUUUCGAGGUUUUGAGGCAGUUUGGGACUUUCAUGAAUAUACAGUGAAAAUGUUGCAGGUCCUAUAGAUGGAGAUUUGCUUUGAAAUGUGUAUUACAUGCACUUGUCAAACUAUUCUGGGGUCUCAUGAUGUUUAAUUCUGAUAUCAAUUACUAAUGAAAUCUUG
Myxocyprinus asiaticus (Chinese sucker) is the source of this 2811-nucleotide messenger RNA. Its product is annotated as glycine receptor subunit alphaZ1. The transcript is spliced from 10 exons. The record is from RefSeq and is a predicted model, not a curated record. Gene Ontology annotation, biological process: chloride transmembrane transport; chemical synaptic transmission; signal transduction. The coding region runs from base 799 to 2172 and encodes 457 amino acids. Gene Ontology annotation, molecular function: extracellularly glycine-gated chloride channel activity; glycine binding; transmembrane signaling receptor activity. Gene Ontology annotation, cellular component: postsynaptic membrane; synapse; neuron projection. NCBI's taxonomy places the organism in Eukaryota, Metazoa, Chordata, Actinopteri, Cypriniformes, Catostomidae.